This is a messenger RNA of Lingula anatina, 8664 nucleotides long. RefSeq lists its product as uncharacterized. The record is from RefSeq and is a predicted model, not a curated record. Gene Ontology annotation, molecular function: calcium ion binding; protein binding. Gene Ontology annotation, cellular component: plasma membrane; protein-containing complex. Gene Ontology annotation, biological process: regulation of developmental process; multicellular organism development; cell differentiation. NCBI's taxonomy places the organism in Eukaryota, Metazoa, Brachiopoda, Lingulata, Lingulida, Lingulidae.
UUUUGUUCACAAGUAAAGGGGACGUCAUCGUGGAAGAAGCGAACAGGGACUCCACUUUCCCAACUCAGGAUUUGGAUAAUUUGUCGGAUAUUACCAGAACCGAUGCAUGGAGUACGACUUGUAUAGGAGUUUAACUUCGUGAUGCAGCCCCUAGUCUUUUGGAUCUGUACCUUUUUUGUGCUACUAAGAACGACAGAAACAGAGGGGUCAUCACCAGCUUGCCUUCAAACAAAUCCAUGCAAUUGUAGGAACGGGGGCUGUUGUACGGUAUCAGAAUCAAACGGAACUCCACAUUGCGAUUGUGGCAAUGAAUUUGUAGGGUCAACAUGUCAGCACCCAAACCCCUGUCGUCCAGAGAACCACUUCUGUAACAAUGGCGGUACCUGCCAUGUGGUGGUGGCCGGGCCCACCUUGACCACCACCUGCACAUGUCCACUGGGCUUCAGUGGCUCCCUCUGUGAAAUAAAAGACCCAAGAAGUGCCUGCUACAACGAUCCGUGCCACCAGGGAAAAUGUCGUUUGGAUGGCUCCCUGUCAAAUUACGUCUGUGACUGCUCACCAGGUUAUACAGGGAGACAUUGCAAUCAAACAGACCAUUGUGCAUCGCAACCAUGCCGUAACCAAGGCACAUGCACCAACACACUAUCAGGGUAUGUUUGCACGUGCCAACAAGGCUUCCGUGAUGGAACAUGCACAACAGAUAUCAACGAAUGUGCAGAGAUACCAAAUCUAUGCAAAAAUGGUGGAACCUGUGAGAAUACAUACGGAUCUUAUAGGUGCCUGUGCCAUCCAACUUUUACUGGAAAAAAUUGUAGUGAAAUCUACCGCCCUUGCAUAUCAGAUCGUCCUUGUUUAAAUAGAGGUUCUUGUACACCAACAUCAAACUUGACUUAUUCUUGUAGUUGUGCACAAGGAUUCCAAGGCACAAACUGCGAAAUAAAUAUAGAUGACUGCGGUAACCACAGAUGUCAACAUGGUGGUAUCUGUAUUGAUGGCGUCAACGACUACACCUGUAACUGUCCGAGUCACAGACAAGGUCGUUAUUGCGAGCAAUAUCUCGAUCCCUGCAACUCUCAUCCGUGUUUGCAUGGCAGCACGUGCACCAACGAAACCGAUGGCAGUUUUCGAUGUCUUUGUGUGAACGGAUGGGAAGGACCUCUGUGCGAAGUCAACAAGGACGAUUGCGCAAACCACCCUUGCUUUCAUGGCGGCACAUGUCACGACAAAGUUGGCUACUUUUGGUGCGAGUGUCCUGUAGGGAUGACAGGUCUACACUGUCAUCUGAACGACUCUUGUUUAAGUAACCCUUGCAGUGCUGGAAGCAACUGUGACACAUCGCCAAUUGAUGGCGGCCAUAUUUGUUCCUGUGAGCGAGGCUUUACGGGAACUAACUGUGAAGUGGAUAUAAAUGAAUGCAAUGAAGGAGCCAUGGAUCUGUGUGAACAUGGUGGUUCUUGUGUCAACACCCCAGGGUCAUACUACUGCGACUGCCGCAUAGGAUACUCAGGACCGCGCUGUGAGGAUAACAUUAACGAGUGUGCAUCGAACCCGUGCCAAAACGAUGGCACAUGUCUGGAUGAAGUGGGACAUUUUCGCUGCUUGUGCAUGCCUGGUUACACAGGAACUCUCUGUGAGGCUGAUAUUGAUGAGUGUCAAAGCAGCCCUUGCCAGAAUCACGGCAUUUGUGUUGAUUCAAUAGGUCAAUACUCUUGCCAGUGUCAAGCAGGCUUCUCGGGUCCACGUUGUCAAAUUAACAUUGAUGACUGUGACAGCAACCCCUGCCGGUUUGGGACAUGCGUGGACAUGAUCAACGGAUAUCUGUGUGACUGUACCAGAGGUUUUACUGGCAGAAACUGUGAAUCUAACAUAGACGACUGCGUGGGAAUAAACUGUAACCAUGGAGUGUGCGUGGACGGCUACGCCAGUUUUAACUGUAGAUGUCACCCUGGGUACACUGGGAGAUAUUGUGAAAGUGAGAUCAAGGAAUGUAACAGUGCUCCAUGUAUGAACAACGGGACGUGUACCGACCUGAUCCCUGGGUAUUCGUGUCGCUGUCCCCUGGGGACUCAAGGCAACAAUUGUGAGGUGAACAUCAAUGAGUGUGCCAGCAACCCAUGUCAGUACGGCUCCUGUGUAGACCAGCUGAAUGGAUACAGGUGUCAAUGUAAUCCUGGCUUUACAGGCACCCACUGUGAAAUCAACAUUGAUGAGUGCGCCUCCAACCCAUGCCACAAUAAUGGCCGCUGCACUGACUUGAUCAACGAAUACACGUGCGAAUGUCCACCUGGAUACUACGACCUCAACUGUCUCUCCAAUGUGAAUGAGUGUGACAGUAACCCUUGCCUGAAUGGAGGACGCUGUAUUGAUGGGGUGGACAGGUUCAAUUGUUCCUGUCCACGAGGAUAUGAAGGUUUCCGCUGCCAACAAGAGACCAAUGAGUGUUUGUCUAAUCCCUGCCAGCACAGUGGUUCCUGUAUUGAUAGACUGGGAUAUUACCAGUGCUCUUGUCAACCUGGCUAUACAGGAGUGAACUGUGAGUCCAAUAUAGACGACUGCGCCAGCAACCCGUGCAGACACGGUGACUGUAUUGACCAGGUGAACGCCUAUCGCUGUGUGUGCAACCUGCCCUUCACAGGGAGGAACUGCGACGUUGAGAUGAACCCGUGUCAGCCCAACCAGUGCCAGAAUGGCGCCCCGUGUCAGGUGUCAGCUGACUACCAGGACUUUGCCUGCCAGUGUCUGGGGCUAGGGUACACAGGACGGUUCUGCGAACAGGACAUAGACGAGUGUGCCUUGGUGGCACCCUGUGCUAAUGGCGCCACCUGUAAAAACACCAACGGUUCCUAUGCCUGUAUUUGUACCACUGGUUUUGAGGGCAGACACUGUGCCGUCAACAGAGAUGACUGUGCACAUGAUCCAUGUCAAAAUGGUGGAACAUGUCGCGAUGAAAUUGGUGGAUACACCUGCAUGUGCGUCAGUGGGUUUGGUGGCCAUCACUGCCAAGAGGACGUGAACGAGUGUCUGUCAAACCCGUGCCAGAAUGGUGCUACGUGCACAGACUACGUGAAUUCGUACACGUGCAGAUGUCAGCCUGGUUUUAGUGGAGUGCAUUGUCAGAUCAAUGAUAAUGACUGUACUUCAAGUUCCUGCCUGUAUGGAGGCACUUGCAUAGACCUGGUGAACUCUUUCCGCUGUCACUGUGCACCAGGGUACACAGGGUCUAACUGCCAGCAUAAGAUCAAUGCCUGUGAGUCCCAACCAUGUCUGAACAGUGGGACCUGCUCCCUGGUUGCUGGCUCAUACAAGUGUCAUUGUCCCUAUGGUUAUACUGGACCACAGUGUGAGAGCUUUGUGGAUUGGUGCAGUCUUGGACCAUGUCAAAACGGCGCCACCUGUGAGCAGAUAGGGAAUCGCUACCAGUGUCUGUGUAAAGCAUGGUGGACAGGGCGUUACUGUGACGUGGGCCUCGUGUCCUGUGCGGUGGCGGCCAACACCAAAGGCGUCUCCCUGAGCAAUCUGUGUGCUCAUGGCGGAACAUGCCGGGAUGUUGGAAACUCCCACGUGUGCGACUGCCAUCCAGGUUACACUGGGAGUUACUGCGAGACUGAGAUCAACGAGUGUGAGUCCGUCCCGUGCCAGAAUGGCGGUACAUGCAUAGAUGGUAUAGGCACGUACAGGUGUCAGUGCGCCGCGGGCUACAAUGGCAGCCAAUGUCAGACAGACAUAAAUGAAUGCCUUCCAAAGCCCUGUUACAAUGGCGGUACGUGUCAUGACCUUCCCCAUGGUUUCCACUGUGCCUGCCGACCUGGGACGCUGGGGAAACUGUGUGAGAUUAACGUCGUGGAUUGUUACAGUGGGGCGUGUCACAACAACGGGACAUGCAUUGACCGUGUUGGGGGAUUCGAAUGCCGCUGUCCACCAGGAUUUGUUGGCGAUCGUUGCGAAGGGGACGUGAACGAGUGCCUGUCUGAUCCUUGCCUGUCACCAGGGUCACAGGAUUGUAUCCAGUUGGUUAAUGAUUAUCGCUGUGACUGUAACCCCGGCUGGACGGGCCGCCACUGUGAAACCUUGCAGGACUUCUGCAGUUCUAAUCCCUGCCAAAACAAUGCUGCUUGUGCUGGUUCUGUUUGUAUCUGUCAACAGGGUUACUCUGGCACAUACUGUGAAUUCCACCAUGUCCAGUGUGCAAGUUCUCCAUGCCAGAACGGCGGCAGGUGUAUUCCUAAUGCACAGAGUUACACCUGUGAAUGUCCGCCAAACUUUGUAGGCGGAGGAUGUGAGGUGGACAUUAGAAAUGAAUGUGAUUCCAAUCCAUGCAGAAACAAUGGAUCCUGUCUCGAUAAAGAUGGCUUCUACCAGUGUGACUGUCCACCCUCGUACCGGGGCACCAACUGCCAGGUGUUUGACCCCAAUGCCCCUGGUGGUAUCGGAGAGCCCGUGGGGCCGGACUUCACCACUCUUAGUCCACUGGACAUUCUGAGACUGGAGUGCAAAAAACUGGACUGCGACAACAAGGCGGGCAAUGGGAAAUGUGAUGAGGAGUGUAACAAAUAUGCCUGUGGUUAUGACGGUAAAGACUGCUUCGGUGUCUCACCUUGGCAAAACUGCACUGUAGUCAAAGAUGACACAUUUUGCUACCAGCUUUUCAACAACAGCAUUUGUGACGAGCAGUGUAACACGCCAGAGUGCCUCUUUGAUGGUUUCGACUGUGAGCCUCGUCUUGGAGAGUGCAACCCCAUUUUCGAUCCGUACUGUAGGAAUCACUAUGCGAACGGACACUGCGACAGAGGCUGCAAUACGGAGGAAUGCAACUGGGAUGGAGACGAUUGUCUUGGAGAUGUGCCCUUGCAAACUGCUGAUGGUGUCUUGGUCCUCAUUGUCCGUGUGCCACCGGAUGUUUUCAGGAAUAAGUCUGUGGACUUCCUACGUAAUCUUGGCAGACUUCUUCGCGCUGUGGUCAAAGUAAAGAAGGAUGCAAACGGGGCGGACAUGAUUUAUCCUUGGCACCCCGAAACCAAUGAGGUCAGGGUGAAGAGAUUUGUCAAAGAUAUCCUACGAAGAUUUAGAAGAAAUGAUGAUGAAUGGACCAAAGUGUACUUGGUGGUUGACUUGACCAAGUGUAUAGAGCUUCAGCAAGAAUGCCUUGGGACAGCUGACACUGUGGCCCAGUUCAUAGCCGCUGCCAUUAAGAAUAAUAAUUGGAAACCUUCUUUAGACAUAUCCAAAGUCUCAAGUGAAGAUGGAACAACGGACGUUACACCAUCAACUCCAAUCAAUGUAGCCUAUAUCGUCAUUGGUGCUGUCAGUAUCCUAGUGGUUGCUCUUCUCCUCGGUGUACUCAUAACAACGACACGGAAACGCAAGAUUGCACGUGGAGUGACCUGGUUCCCCGAAGGUUUCUUUGCGACUGCCAGCCACAAGAAUUCACGGAAGGGUUCCAAGACUAGAAAAGGACCAGAUGGGCAGGAGAUGAAGAACUUCAAUGGUGGUCAUUGUGAUGGUCAAGUGCCCCUGGACGUUACUGACAAUGGUUCCCCAGAUGCAUGGAGUGACGAUGAACCUCCAAUGAAACAAAAGAAAAUGAAGAUGGACCAACAGGGAGAUGCCCAGGUCCAUGGAGAAGACUUUGACGAGAUGGACACCAGGCAGUGGACACAGCAACACUUGGACGCGGCCAAUGUUCACAACCCGUCCAUUCUGGCCCUCACACCACCGCAAGGUGACGAACAUUACGACACCAAGAAUGUGGACAUUAAAGGACCAGAUGGCCUAACGCCUUUGAUGGUGGCGGCAAUCCGAGGGAAUGGUCUAGAGUUUGAUGAUGAAAGCAGCGGUUCUGGGUCAGGGUCAGGGUCAGCCGAGGGUGGUGAAGAUGAAGGCGUGGGCAAUGUCAUAUCUGAUCUACUGAUGCAGGGAGCUGCCAUUAACAUGCAGACUGACAGGACUGGUGAGACAGCGCUCCACUUAGCUGCACGAAAUGCACGUGCUGAUGCAGCAAAACGACUGCUGGAUGCGGGUGCCGACCCUAACACGCAGGACAACACUGGCAGAACCCCUCUCCACACUGCAGUGGCUGCCGAUGCUAGCGGAGUCUUCCAGAUUUUGCUGAGGAACCGUGCGACCAAUCUUAACGCCCGCAUGCAUGAUGGUACCACCCCCCUGAUCUUGGCAGUGAGACUGGCAGUGGAGGGAAUGGUAGAGGAACUGAUGAAUGCUGAGGCAGAUGUUAACUCUACUGAUGAAUAUGGUAAGACAGCCUUACACUGGGCUGCAGCAGUCAAUAAUGUGGAUGCCACCAUGGUACUUAUGCAGAAUGGGGCGAAUAGAGACGCCCAGGAUAACAAGGAGCAAACACCGCUGUUUCUGGCAGCAAAGGAAGGAAGUUUGGAAGCAGCAAGGAUUCUUUUGGAUAACUUUGCAAAUCGCGACAUCACCGACCACAUGGAUCGCCUUCCACGAGAGAUAGCCGAGGAGAGAAUGCACCACGAUAUAGUGCAGUUACUUGAUAGCUAUGGGGUGGGCAGCCCCAUGAUGGCCAACGGCAUGGCCACAUCCCCACAUAUGCAAAAUCCACACCAGCAGUUUAUGACCCCUAACGGUCACUCAAAGAAGUCCAAGAGCAAGCGGUCACGGCAAAACAGCACCGGUAGUAGUAAUCACAAUAAUAUUCACAAGGGACCCAUCUCUCCCGAUGGGGCUGACAGAACUGUGGCCAAUAAGCCUCCCAGGUCACGGAAAAAGAAAACCAACAGCCAGAGUAAAAACUCACAACCCAGGAAUCUCUCCAGUAGUACAGAUUCCUCCCCUCACCACUCCCUGGGUUCACCAGGCAGCUUUAACGAGCUUACUCAGACUUUCACUGACUCAUGCAAUGGGCAUCUAUCUAUGGCCCAGCAAGGCAUGCAUGCUCUAGAGGACAUGCAUCCGUCGUGUGCAUUACAAACGGGGUACGACGACCCGAUGAUAUCUGGGUACAGUCACACGAGCCCGCACCAUCUUGGUGGAGGAGGAGGAGGGCCGGAUUCAAAUCAUUUGGAGUUGUGGGAGCAGUCACAACAACAGCAAAUGUCACAGCAACAACAACAGCAGCAGCAGCAGGCCCAGCGCUUGCCUUCCACUGGUUCACAAGGCAGUUUAUCCUCCAUGUCGCCGCCUCUGUCCCACGGGAGUCCCCCCAGCGUGACGUCCCCUGUGAAGAAAAGCUUCCCAACCUCUCCCAUGCAUCAGCUAGCCAUGCAGCAGAGCCUCCGCAUGCAGGCCAGUCCCCCCAAUUACUACAACGGCAGUGAGUGCAGUCCACACAGUAGUCCACACAAUUACUACAACAGCGACUGCAGUUAUGGCAACAACGUUCCCCAGCAGCAGACUGCGACGGGAUAUCGCAUUAACGUCGGGAUCGGUCAGUACCCGACUCCUCCCUCCCAUCACAGCCAGAUGAGCACAGAGUCGACGCCUCAGCGAAUUGCACAGGUGGCGCUACCCGAGCACUACUUGACACCGUCCCCCGACUCUCCUGGCCAAUGGUCAAGUUCCUCCCCUCACUCGGCACACUCUGAUUGGUCAGAAGGGAUGAGCAGUCCCGGGCAGCCUGGCAUGGCGCUACGCAAUAGCAGUGGAAGGCCACACUCGACAGAAGGCAUUUAUAUUUAAUAUAUCAAGAUGUGUGUCUUCAUCUGAAAACUUCCUUUUUUUGUGUGUUUUUAGAGACAACUUGUUACACUUCAUGAUAAGUGCAAAUAUGGAAUGGAUAUCACCUAUGAUAUGUUUGAAAUGUUUUGUACCUCACUGGGGUAGCUUAUUGCCAUUCACGAGAAAAAAGAUUUAGGAUGGAUUAACUAAAUCCAUAUGGACCAAUUAUAUUAUAGUGCAUUCCAAGUUAAUUAAUUUGUGGACCAUUGCAAAAAAAAAAGAAACGAUAUACUACAUGGAAUGAUGUGUAUUUUGAGGGAAAGCAGACGGAUAUGAGGCAUUCUACUUUCAGUGUUAACUUAAAUGAACUAACUUCUUGUUUUUAUCAUUAAGGGUAGUUUUUGUUCACCAUCACUGAGCCAAGAUGCAAUUUUGUAUAUAGGUAACUGUUUUUCAAGCUCUUCAACAGAUUCUGAAAGGCAAAGCAUGGCUAGUAGUACUUAGGUCAUUGCAAUAAGUUCUUCUUGGACCACAGGGUGUUACUCUAGAGAUUACUUAAAGAUGUGCUUUUUUUGUAAUGGGGAAAAAAGUUGAACCUAAGAUUGCUUGGUCAGAAGUGCUUAAUUUGAGAAAUGGCAAAGAAUAAGAUAUUUUUGUAAAUUAAGUAUAUACCUAACAGAUCAUGUUGGAUUUAAUAGAACUCGGUUCUUUAUAUUGUGUAAGUACUCAAAAUGUGUUUUGCCAUUUUAAAAAGAGGAGCUGUACAUAUAAAUGCGGAAAGUAUUCAAAAGUAGCCAGAUGUGCACUUGCAAUGAAUUUGUGUACAGCUGCAAUGAUUAAUGGUUGUAAAUAAAAAAAGAUUAGGUCUAGUCUUGUAAUAAAAGUGCAGCAGUUAUAUUUUUACAUGCUCUUAGCAUUGUCACAAGGUAUUUUAUAUAAUUCAUGUAAUUUAGAAAUAAUUGUAAGUUGAGAGGAAUUAUUGAGCAUAGCAGUUGCGUUACUUGUUAAGAUGUUUUUUUUUUUUUUUUUUUUUUU